AUGGAACCGUCAUCAUCUGCAGACAGGCCAAAUCUACAAAAGACUCGCACAAAUUCCUCGUCUUUUAGAGUGAGAAGACCGAGUCGUACAACAUCUAAAUACGGAUCCAUUGUAGAGGAAAGAAACUAUCCAAAUGUCAACAGUACCCAAGACGACAACGAUGCGGACAAUGACAGCGAGCAGGAUAUGGACCCUAAUCACGACACGCGUCAAGGCAGCACGUAUCAUGCUAGCGAUCGAAUGUCAUUCAGUAGUCUGGACCAUGAAAUCACACUCAAAGACAAGCAAGAUGCCAUGAAUACGCAACAUCCCUUUGGGUUGCCUCUCUGGAAACCAGCACUCUACAAAAAAUCUCGUUCGGUAGUUCGUAAAGCAAACAAUGCUUUGCAUUCAUCUCCGGCUUCAUCGUCCGAUUUCUUUCUCAAUCCAGGUAACUUGCUUUGGGCUGCUCUGUUUGGCUGGUGGCUGGCUCUGGUCGUCCUGUUUGUAUCACUUGUCAUCUCACUCUGUGGUGGCCAUGCUUAUGGCGUCAUGCUGAGAGAACUGAGCUCCUAUUUACUAUGGCCAUUCGGCCGCUAUGUCGAGCGAUUGGUGGAAAUCACACCUUCUGUCAUGAGUGAUCUGGCAAGAGAGCGGUCUUCGGGCCAGUCGUCGGUAGUGAUUGAUGACGAUAAUGAGAUUGACGUGGACGAUGAGGAGGGUCAUCAUCACCACCAUCAUAGACGCAAGAGAUACAACUGGCUUCGUGCUGUACUUGAAACCAUCAAAUUGGGACCUGUGGCAUGUCUGUAUUAUAUCUUGUUUUUCAGUAUUAUUGCGCCUCUUUUGCUGCUGGUCUCUAGCAUCUGCUGGAUGUGCGUUGUCACUGUGCCCAUGGCAAAACUCAACUACAUCUUGGUCCGUCAUCUGCGUCGCCAUCCAUUGAGCCUACGAUUCCAUUCCAAACCAUCCAUUCUGACAGGAGCACAUCAACAGCCGACCAUCAUCUUGCUGUGUACAUAUCAAGCAUUUGGCUGGCAAUACUACAAAUACACUUACAAUGGCAUCAACAUCAUGUUUAUCAACUUGAUCCCCUUGGUAUUCUUUGUCAUUUUCGAUGAUUAUGUGCUCAAAUCCUACUUUCCAGAUGCCUUCAUCACAUCGCCGCAUGUCAUUUUUAGUUUGUCGUUGGCCUCUGUGAUUCCAUUGUCCUAUUUCAUUGGUAUGGGUGUUAGCAGUGUGUCCGCUCAAAGUAGCAUGGGACUAGGUGCAGUCAUCAAUGCAACAUUUGGUAGUAUCAUUGAAAUUAUCUUGUAUGCAGCUGCCCUCAUGGCUGGUAAGAGCUCGCUUGUGGAAGGUUCCCUGAUCGGUAGUAUAUUGGCGGGCGUCUUGCUGAUGCCAGGCUUCUCCAUGAUCAGUGGUGCUGUCAAGAGAAAAGAGCAGCGAUUCAAUGCAAAGAGUGCGGGUGUUACUAGUACCAUGCUAAUCAUGGCCAUCAUCGGUGCCCUGUCUCCCACACUGUUUUAUCAGUUCUUUGGAUCCUUUGAAUUGCGUUGCACAGGAUGCCCUGAAGUUGCUGACCCAAAUGGCUCUCUUGCUUGCUCACACUGCUACUAUGAUCAAAUGAAUCCAUCUGAGGAUCCCGUGUACCAAAACAGUGUCAAGCCCUUCAUGUUGAUUUGUGCCGCUAUUCUACCAUCUGCCUAUGUCAUUGGGCUUUUGUUCAGUUUGCAUACGCAUGCAGACAUGGUGUGGAAGAACCCCACAUCCACCACUACGAAGCAUCCCAUUGUAGAAGCACAUACAGCAACUGUUGUUCAUCCUCAGAGAGUAUACCCUGUACAUAUCAUCUCUCAACAAGAACAAAAUCAUCCCAGUGAGCAAACACCCAUCAAUGCCUACAGUAUCCAUGCUGUCGAUCAAUCUGCCACUUCAUUCAUUGCAAAUCCAAGCACAACUACCAACGCAACUACAACCACGACGACGCUACCUCAACCCUUGGCGUUUGUGCAUGCUAAAGAACCAGAAGAGGAGGAGGAGGAGGAAGCAGCAGCAGGUCAUGAUUCGCCCAACUGGGGUAAAGCCAUGAGUUAUUCAGUGCUGUUUGGCUGUACAUUGCUGUACUCUAUCAUUGCAGAAAUUCUAGUGCAGACAGUGGAUUUGGUCAUGGAGAAUGUAGCCAUUGACGAGAAAUUCCUGGGUUUGACAUUAUUUGCUCUGGUGCCUAAUAUUACAGAAUUUAUGAAUGCCAUCUCAUUUGCUCUCUAUGGAAACAUUGUACUAAGUAUGGAAAUUGGCUCAGCUUAUGCUUUGCAAGUCUGCUUAUUACAGAUUCCUGCCAUGGUAGCAUUUUCAUUGUGGUACAACUGGGGUAAAGAAGAGAUCAAAAAGUUUACAUUCAACUUAAUGUUCCCUCGUUGGGAUGUCAUUUCUGUCAUAUUCUCAGUCUUUUUGCUAACCUACACCUACCAGGAAGGCAAAUCCAACUACUUUAAAGGUUCGAUUCUUUGUCUGAGUUACGUUGUGUUGGUAGCAGGAUUCUAUUACAUACCUUCCUUUAGUAAUGCGUCUAAUUUAUACGUUGGUAUUGAGCCAAGAGCAUAG
Mucor velutinosus is the source of this 2583-nucleotide messenger RNA. RefSeq lists its product as uncharacterized. Gene Ontology annotation, molecular function: calcium:proton antiporter activity. The transcript has 7 exons. Bases 1 to 2583 code for a protein of 860 amino acids. Gene Ontology annotation, cellular component: endomembrane system; membrane. Lineage: Eukaryota; Fungi; Mucoromycota; Mucoromycetes; Mucorales; Mucoraceae. Gene Ontology annotation, biological process: calcium ion transmembrane transport; intracellular calcium ion homeostasis. The record is from RefSeq and is a predicted model, not a curated record.